This is a messenger RNA of Hippoglossus stenolepis (Pacific halibut), 1046 nucleotides long. Its product is annotated as radial spoke head protein 9 homolog. Gene Ontology annotation, biological process: motile cilium assembly; cilium movement involved in cell motility; axoneme assembly. NCBI's taxonomy places the organism in Eukaryota, Metazoa, Chordata, Actinopteri, Pleuronectiformes, Pleuronectidae. Gene Ontology annotation, cellular component: radial spoke; axoneme. Bases 60 to 1046 code for a protein of 328 amino acids. The transcript has 7 exons. The record is from RefSeq and is a predicted model, not a curated record.
UGAUGUUGAGAUUCGUAUUAAAGACACUGUAAAAAGGUUCACUGAGAACUAGAGUAACGAUGGAUUCACAGUCGCUGUACCUGAAUACUCUGAAUGAAGAGCAAAAAGCCGCCCUGCAGACUUCCUUGGUGAUUCUGCAGAAAAACUACAAGUUCCAGCGAGUCAUGCUCUGGGGCAAAGUGCUGGGGUCGAAGGCGGAUUAUUUUAUUGCUCAGGGGAGAGGAGAGGAUGAGAUGAAGGAUAGGAAGAAUCUGUAUAGUUUGGACUGUGUGGACUGGUUCCUGCUGCCCCCUGCCACAGGCCCUUUAAUCGACCAAGUGUCCGGCGCUGCCAAGGGUCGCUUCACAGGAGACCCCUCACAUAUGUACGAGCAUCGGGUCACCAGCAGGCUAGGAGAAGGAGAUGAAGAAGAGGAGGUAGUGACCAAAGUGAAUGAGGAGAGCAGGCUGGCAGUGACAAUUCAUCACAUCGAAGAGGAAGUGUCUGUGGUACCACGAGGUGCAUUCGUCAAGAGUCCGCACGGCCUUGUCCAGAUCAACCGCAGCUUUGGCGGUCUGUCUCACUCUGAGGCAGGAAAGCUCGACAGUUUCCUGCACUUCAGCGAACCAAAGAAUCUGAAGAAGAAAAGCAUCCUAGAGACGAGUCAACUCAACCCAGCUAUUGACUUCCUGGAUGUGCUGAGUGAUGACAUUCCUAAAGGAUCAUGGAAUCUCCAGUUUGAAUGUGGCAGCAAAGUGUGCGUGCUUCGAAGCCUGUUGUGGCUCGGCCUGACCUUCUACCACGUGCCAAUGACGCCACAGCACGGAUACAUCUACAUCGGUGAUGGGGCCAAGAAUUUGGACUUCCCCUUCUUUACACCCCACCAAGCCGGUACUAGUCCAGCCUCCGAACCCACCACCCCCGCUCCCCACCACCACCCCUACUCCCCUCCACAUCGAACUCGACACCAAGCAGACAUACUCUCAACCUACAGCAAAUCCUCAAGGAUACAGCUGUUCCACACUGCUCACCGCAUGCCUUACAUGCAGCAGUACGGAGUAACGUAG